Molecule: messenger RNA, 5577 nt
Organism: Tetrahymena thermophila SB210
Lineage: Eukaryota; Ciliophora; Oligohymenophorea; Hymenostomatida; Tetrahymenidae
Product: transmembrane protein, putative
Exons: 9
Source: RefSeq, a predicted model, not a curated record
AUGAAAAUAUAAAAAGGAUUAGUUUUAUUACUUGCACUGCAAAUACUAAGCGUAUACUGCCAGGUUGAUGAAAUAUUCAUUAAUAAGGCCGUUUAUAAGUAGACACAAGCAAAUGAUUCUAGCUAUUUCUAGAUUAACCUGGAUGAAAAGAUUCCUGAUUUAGAAUUAACAAUAAUCGCAAUAGGAGUUGAUAAAUAUAAUGAACCAGAGAUAUAACUUUUUAUUGCAGAAUAAGGAGAAGACUAUAAAAAGGCAACUUAAAGAACUCCAAAUUACACUUGCUCAAGAACUCAGAAUAACUUUUGUAUAAUACCAGAAAAAGAUAUUGUUUUUACAGAGAAAUAUACAAUUUAUGUAAAGAUAAGCUGUGAUUUAUAAUGUGCUUACUCUCUUGAGGCUUCUUACACUAAAAUGAGACAGUUUUUCGUAGACACUUCAUUUUAAUACCGCAAAUACAAUCAAGACUAUAAUGAGCAAAUGACUUCUUUAUCAGGUUGGUUCAAUGUUCCUAAGGACAAAAAUAUCAUUUAGAUUAGAAUAAGUGCUUAUGAGUACUUUGCUAAUAGCUAAGCACUUCCUAUAACUAUUUUAAUGAAUCCAGGAAAAGAAGGAGUUAGUGGAAAUGAUGCUAAGUACAAAUCAGAUGUAGGUGUUCUUAAUUCUGCUAUAAUUACUUUGCAAGAAAAGGAUCUAAGAAUUAAUGACAAUUUUAGCUUUUUAGUUCUUUUCCCUUAUCAUUCUCCAAUUAUUAUCAAAAUUGAAAGCUAUGAUGGAGGAAUUGCUAAAUUGCCAAUAAAUUCUUUCACAUAAUAUGAGUAAAACGUAAAUGAAAACAUGAUUUUCUAGAUAGUAAAUCCUGCAGAAUCUCCAGAGAGAGUAGAUCCAACAAACAAAAGUCUAGUUAUAAAUAUAUUAAGCUAAGAAGGAUAUGGUUUAAUAUCACUUGCAGGAGAUAAGAUUCCUCAGCAAGACAGUGAUUAUAUUUUAAGUACUCGUGAACAUAUUUUUGAGUAGAAGCUAGUACUUACAUCCUAAAUGAGAAAAGAUCAUAAUUUAGGUGAUGAUUUAUUUUAUCUAUAAGUUAAGCCUAUUAGUGGAAGAAUGAUUUAUUUAAUAGAAGUGAGUUAUGAAUUUGAAAAUCAGCUUUAGAUUCAAGAUUUAGAGUUUAACAUUUAAUCACAUUAUGUAUUAGAAGGUAGUAAAGCUAAUCACUAUAAAAUUAUUUUGACAGGUAAUUUUACCUUCUAAAUUGAUCUCAAAAUAGUCUAAAAAGAAGGAAAAUCUGCUGUUUUAGUAAAGAACUGUAGUUAACAGUUAGCGAAUUGUACAUUAAGUGAUGAUCAAGUAGCAACUAUAGUAAAAGAUUAACAAUAUCUACAAUAAGAUAGUGAUGUUAUUAAAUAUUCUGAUAAUAGUGAAUUUCACUACAUAAGCUAUUAGAGUGACCCAAAUAAAUGCAGUAAUAAAAAUGGAUUCAUUGUAUGUAUUUAUUAUAUUGCAGUGAUCAAUUAUGACAAGCAAGACUACAGAUACAUGAUGCUCGCAGAACAUUCUCAAAUCACUACUAAAAUAAAAGAUAAUGAAAUCUAUUAUGGAGGCAUUUUACCAAAUUAAUAUAAGUACUACGAGUAUUAAGUACCUUCAAAAAAUAUUGAAAGCAAUCCAAUUGAAUAUGUCAAAAUAGUCCUUAAUUCACCUUCUUAAAAAGCUGUUAUUGGUGCUAAUAUCUCUUCAAAAAGCUAAUCUAAUAGACCAACCCUAAAUAGUGUAGAUGUUUUCUAAAACUCUAACUUCUUAUUAAUUAGAUAAUAAGAAUUUGGUGACUUAAGUGGUUUAAAAAUUAACUUUUUUAUAUAUUCUGAUGAAUUUGCAAUUUACAAUGUUCAUGUAACAUAUCAUGCUAAUUAAGAGGCUUUGAAAUUUAAAUAUUUGGUGCUAAAUAACAAAAUUACAGAUGUUCUUGAUAGUUAUGAAUCUAGAGGUUUGUAUAAAAUCUUUUUGUGGCUUUAGUAAGAUUUUAAAUCAGAUUUAAAGAUAGAGUUAAAGGCUAUUGAAGGAUAGUUUUAUUUUUAGUACUGUUAAUAAGAAAAAGAUCAUUAACUUUUAGAUUGCGUAUAGUCUUAAAAUAAUAACUUAGUGAUACCAUUAAGUUAGCUUAAGGAAAAUAUUUUAGUUUCUUACGUGUAGGUAAUUCCAUAAAUCAUGCCUGGUGCAGUAUCUUAAUCUCAUUAAACGCUUUAAUAUUCUUUAGGAAUGUAUUUAUCUUAUUAUGUAAUAGAAUUAGACAAGAAUAGAGCACAUUCUUUCCAAUUAAAAUUAGAUGAGUUUUAAUAUUACAAAAUAAAUAUUAGUCAAGGUGAUAUAAUAAAAUUUCAAAUGACUUCAGACAAUGAAACAAUUGAAGGGAUGAAUGCUGUUGCAUAUAUUUCUUUUGAUUAUUUAUCAAUUUAUAAACCUAACCCAGAUAACUACAACAAAACUUUGUAUGAGAACUAAGUGAUUUAUAUUGAUUAAUAGCAUACACAAAAAAUUUGUGAAACACCUGCUAAGUUAGGAAUGAAUUGUUAUAUUACUCUAAUGUUUAUAGCUAAAAACAAGAAUACGUAAAUAACCUUUAGUGCUUUUAAUGUAGAACACUAGAUUCAACUUCAUGAGUUUAUGGUCCACAAGUAAGAAUACCCUGAUUAAAAGGAUUCAUAUCACAAAUAUUACUACUUUUCAAAGAGAAACUCAACUACGUUUUUAGAAACUUUUAGUCCCUUGGCAGAAUUGGAAAUAUAUAUUAAUUUUGUUAAUGUUUAACAUACUUUCUUCAAUUAUACAAAAAUUGAUUCCCUAUAUCCUACAAAAGCUUAACAUAAUUAUUAGGUUAGAUAGACUGGAGAUCCAUAUUUAAAAACCUUAGUGUUUGACAAUAACUUAAUGGAUGUAAAGAAUUCUGAAUGCUAAGGCAGAAAUGUAUGUGUAUACCUUAUUGCAAUAAAAUUAGCUGACGGGUAUUACGAAAAAAACUUCAUUGAUGAGUAUUACAGAGUCAAAAUGUUUAAUUAAGAAAUCUUAAUUUAGUCUAAUCAAAGAAAUCUAUACUAAAUAAGAAAAGAAUAAAAUCUUUACUUCAAAUUUUCAAUCGAUCCUAAAGAGGAGCGUUACAUUCUACAUGUGAAUCCUAUUGGUAUUUGCGAUGUAGAAACAGUCAUCCUAAAAAUGGGAUAACAACAACAAUAUAGCUAUACUGAAAAAGGAGGAAGCUUAAUAGUGAUAGAUUAAGAUAAUGCCUUUGAAGAUAAAUAAAUAUAAGGAGAUUACUUAGCUACGGUAACUACUAAAGAUCCAUUCUGCUAAUUUUAUUUUGUUGCAUAUGGUACAUCAUACUAAUAUGUCAAAAUAGAAGCAGGGCACUAUUUCCAUACUAAUUUAGAAAUCAACCAAUAGCUCUUCCUUGAAUAUCAAGAUAAUUCUCCUACUUCUUUUAGAAUAGAAGCCUCGGUAGAAGAAGGUUCCAUAAAAAUGGGAGUUGAAUCUGAGAAAUACAUAAUUUAAUGGAAUCCUCAAAAACCGAUUAUAUAAUACGGAGUGAAUAAUUUAAAAGAUACAAAGAGACACACAAUAUUUUGGGAUAAGGAAAAACAUCCAAUUUGCACAAGAUGUAAAUAUAUUAUAGCUGUAUAAGCAAUUAGAGAAACUAGUCUUUCAAUUGUUGUUAAAAAUGAGGAAACCUAUACAAAUUUACCAGCUUAGAGAAUGUUUAGAGUUGAAUCAUUAAAUAACACUGUUGAUCUAUUCCACUUCUAUCCUCAUUCUUAAAAAUUUAGUUUAUAAGUAACAUUAAUUAUUGGUACUAUUUAAGUAUAUGGUAACAAAGGUUUUACUAUUACACCUAAUAAUUUUAAUGCUCUUUUCAAUUUGUUCUCAGUAUACACAAGCUAGGAAGUUACUUUUACUCCAUAAACUUAUGGGCCUGAUGAUAAUCCUGAAGAAAAUCACUCUAAGCCAUAUAGUUUCGCAGUCAAAUCUAUGAAGGAUAGUGUUUAUGUUAUUUCAUUUUAAUCUAAUGACAAAAUCAUGCACUUAGCAAGUGGGCUACCUUACUUUAAAUAAUUGGAUACCCUAAGCUAAUUAGAGUUACAAUAUAAAUCAAUUUCUAGUGGAUACUUCAAAAGUACUGAGUUUACAAUUUACUUACUUAAUGAUUUCUACAAUCAAGGAAUCAAUUAAAAUAUUCAGAGUAUAAUAUAAGAGUAUAAUGAUUAAAAUUAACUUUAAAAUAAAACACUUACAUGGGAUGAUUUUUAUCCAACAAUCACAAUCUAAGAUAAGAAAUUUAAUUAAGGAUUUAGCAAAACUAUGCUCUCUAAUUCAACAAUUCUUUUCCAUAAAGAUAGCAAAGUUGACACUUACACCAUCAAAUUUUCCUAUGAUACAUAAGGCCUGAUAAAGUUGAAUGAAGCUGUGAGAUUCUACAUAAUUCCACACACAGGUAUUCAACAUUUGCUUUAAGGCUAGCUGAUUUAAAAGUUUUCUCUAUAAGGCUAGUAUGACAGCUUUGAAUUUUAUGCUGAAGGUAAGCAUGAGAUUGUUAUAGAAUUAGUGUAGUGUUUUGGUUAGUCUAUUUUAGCAGUAUCAGAUGAAAGUACUAAUUCAUAUGGAGCUCAUGAAAUUUAAGUCAUGGCUGAGCAUCCAAGCCUUUAUGUUUCUAAAAUAGAGUCUGGUAGGACUGAUACCGAGAUUUAAUUAGGACACAUGAGCUACUUUUUAACCAUCCAAAAUUUGCAAAUGUCCUAGUAUCGCUUAAGAGCAAGUGUUUAUCCAUCAUAAACUAGAUACCCAUAUUAAAUAUUCAAUAGUGGAGAUUUCUUUACUUUUAGUUACAAUUAAAAAACAUAAAUGUUAGAUAUUUCUUUUGAUGGGCUUCAGUGUUACUUUAAUUGUGACAGUAAUAUCUUUACAUUAGUAAAUGUACUUUAUGUAUUCGAUUCUGAUUAUUAUUCACCAAACGCAGCUUAGGGUAGUGCAGUUUGUGGUGAUGCUUUAUUUUUCUAAAAGCAUCUCCAGUAUGUCAGUUAUAAAAUCAAUAAUAUCGAAUCAGUUUAUAAUAACACAGCGACAGGCAACUAAAUAAAUCAUAAAGGUUUAACCACAAGCAUAAAUAUCAAUAAAAUAUUAGAUGAUACUGCAAAAAAAUUGAAAGUACCAGAAUUUUACAUUAGUUUAGUAGGAAAGGCUUAGUUCUUUAAUAGAUAAUCCUAAAGACUAGAAUCUUUUUAUUUCCCUUAUAAAUCAAUAACAAUAAAUGUAGAGUGGAUUGAAGGUGAAAGAAAUAAAAGCUCCAAAAUUGCUCUCAUAAUUGGUUUGGUUGUAGGUGGUAUUUUAGUAUUUGGACUCAUUGGAUAUUUUACUUUCAGAUGGUACAGAAAAUCUAGAAGAAAUAUAUCUUUUGAAGUGCAUGAUGCUCUCAACACUUCUAUUUCAACUCAACCUCAAAGGGCUCUUCAAGCUAAUCUAAAUUAAUCUCUUGAAAUGAAAAAAUAUAAGGAAAACUAUUCACAAUUCAAAGAUGAAGAAGACUAAGAAGUUUGA